Molecule: messenger RNA, 1735 nt
Organism: Oncorhynchus kisutch (coho salmon)
Lineage: Eukaryota; Metazoa; Chordata; Actinopteri; Salmoniformes; Salmonidae
Product: protein BTG1
Exons: 2
Coding region: 437-901 (154 amino acids)
Biological process (GO): negative regulation of cell population proliferation
Cellular component (GO): cytoplasm; nucleus
Source: RefSeq, a predicted model, not a curated record
UAAACAACGUUUGGUCUGGUUGGUAGAUGUGGCUUUGUGACGCAAAACUAAUGUUUAGCAGCUAAGGGGUGAAGUUAUCAUAUUCUGUGAACAUUAAAUUAAUGAUCUGAAAAUGUUUUGUAUCGAAAGUUAUUUAUUUAUUUUCACUAGAUCCAAUCAAAUUAUCGGACGUUUGGUAGGUGCCAAAUUGUAGCUCCUAACCCUACAUUGUCUCAGUGAAUUAUUGUGGCUUCCGUUUUGCAACUGACGUUAGCUAGCUUUUACAACUGGACAAAAGAAAGACAAACGGCAACUGGUUGUCUCUGGACCUUGUUGUGUAGCCUUUGUUUCAACGGAGGAAAGUCUACAUUUAGCUUGACAUUUCGGAUAUAGAGCCAACUUGGGCUCGUUGCUAUUCAACGUCUGGCUGAUGAGAUAAAUAGCUUCUGCUUCGAAAAUGAAAACUGAAGUCUCAACAGCGGCCAGCUUUGUUGCCAGAUUGCUGAGAGCAACUGGAUACUUGUCGGAAGACCUACUGAAAGAGUUCACCCAUUCCUUGGAGGAAGCUUUAGCAGAGCACUACCAACACCACUGGUUCCCCCAGGCUCCAUGCAAAGGCUCGGGGUACAGAUGUCUCAGGAUCAACCACAAAAUGGACCCCUUGAUUGGCCAAGCAGCUUGCACUAUUGGAGUCACUCGAGAACAACUCUUCUCACUCCUGCCCAGUGAACUGACGAUGUGGGUCGAUCCGUACGAGGUGUCCUAUCGGAUAGGAGAGGAUGGCUCCAUCUGCAACCUCUACGAGUCCACUCCACCAGUGCCAACUAAUGCCAACACAACAGACAUGGUCAGCUGCAAGGAAGAACUGAGAUUUGGAAGGCCAAGCCCCUCCAAUUCGUUCAUGAUGACCGUCUCAAGCUAAUAUUUUUUUUUAUGUUCAGAGCUUUCUCUGUGCACUACUGUAUCAGUUCUGCCCCACAUUUUGAUGUAAUUAAGACAUUAAAAGGGAUUCUUAGGGAUUUUGACAAUAAGGCCCUUUUUCUACUUCCUUAGUGUCAGAUUAACUCGUGGAUAUCAUUUCUAUAUAUCUGUGUCAGGUAUGAAGGAAGUUAAAGCUAGUUUUGUAAGCCAAUGGUAACUAGUGUUGGCACAAUGACUGGAAGUUUAUGGGUAUCUGUUAGCAUGCUAGCGACUUCCAGUCGUUAGCAACUUCCUUCAUACUGCAUGCAGAGACAUAAAUGGUACCCACGAGAUCAUCUUACUCUGGGGAAGUAGAUAAAGGGUUUCAUGGCCAAAACCCCAAAGUAUCCCUUUAAAGAUUUUUGUAUUACUGCCACACCCUGUUUGUUGUGACUCAUGAAAAUGCUCAAUUGUUUUCCAUUAGUUCCAUGAUCUGUAACUUAAGUACUGUCCUGAAGCAAAGAUUGUAUAGAUUUAUAUUACAAUUAGUUGUAUUUGUAAUAAAUUCCUCAAAAGCAACUGUUCCUCUAUCAACAAUGGACUCAUGUUGGGCAGGAUCAUGGUUGUGUUCAGUAGGCAUGAAAAUGCAUGUUCUUAUUGGACAUUCAUUCCUCCUGUUUAGUGCCCACUGACCACAACCCAGAUGAUUGAGGAGUCUGUAUGUUAGAGGGUAAGGCUGCCAUUGUAAGCUCAGGUGUAUUCAUUACGCCAAUUGUUGCUAAAUGUUUUGCAACAAACUGUUUGCUACAAAACAAGUUUCUAUUGGAUAAAUUCUGGUAGGUCCCUUCUUGUCUCA